AUGGAUGGUAAAUACGACUAUCAUGAGGCCUACUACCGAAUCAUCCAAGCCAUCCAAGAGCCAUUCGAUCAGACAUGGGCGGAUUCAUUACUUGAGUGGUGGAAUAUGUUGUUUGGCGACAAGGCAGGUAUACCAGUCUUUGACUUUGCAAGUUGUGAAGCGCGACUUAAGUCCGUAUCUUCAGACGCGCAAGGUAGUACCCUACCUUCCGAUCCUGGCUCUGAUACAUCUGUGAUCAAUAUGACUUCGACUCCUGCCACUACGCCGCCUCCCAUUGAAGAACCUGCACCUGUCCAGCAAAAGCCAUCCCCAAGCCACGUCCUAUCAUACCAACUUCUCAGCACAGUGGUGACUCCGAAUGUGGAUGCUGAGCUCCACCUCGCACCCUCCCUUUGGCACCCAUCCCAUCGGGUUCAGGCACUAGCGAUGCACUGCCUCACACCCUCCCUUUGGCUCCCAUCCCAUCUGGCUCAGGCACUGGCACCCGAACAUCUAAGAAGCGUGGCAGGACUAAUAUGUCCCUGCCCCAUCGAUGCACCAAGAAGGGCAAGGGCAAGGCUACCACCACCACCACCACCACCACAGCAAGAGGAAACGCAAGGGCCGGAAUAG
Suillus plorans is the source of this 612-nucleotide messenger RNA. RefSeq lists its product as uncharacterized. The record is from RefSeq and is a predicted model, not a curated record. The transcript has 5 exons. Lineage: Eukaryota; Fungi; Basidiomycota; Agaricomycetes; Boletales; Suillaceae. Bases 1 to 612 code for a protein of 203 amino acids.